This is a messenger RNA of Plasmodium fragile, 958 nucleotides long. RefSeq lists its product as uncharacterized. The transcript has a single exon. The annotation marks the transcript as partial. Lineage: Eukaryota; Apicomplexa; Aconoidasida; Haemosporida; Plasmodiidae. The record is from RefSeq and is a predicted model, not a curated record.
AUGCAGGAAACUUUGUGGAAGGACAUGGAAACUGUGUUACGGGACUUCGUGCGGCAUAUAGACAGCACCAGGCACAUAUUGGACGCAUUGGCUAAGAGCUGCGAGAAUACAGGAUGGGAUUAUAAGGAAAACGAUACCACCUUGUACAAGGGACAUACCGUAGGCGACGUACUGAAGUGCCGAUUCAUAACGGGUGCAUUAUAUUUCAUGCAGGAUUGGCAAGGGGCAGCAGGCACAGGGGCAGGACAGCGACACCCCAAUGACGACCAUUUUGCAGGAAUUAUGAAGUGCAUAUUGGUGCAUGUUUUCGCAAGACUACUAAGUGAAUCCACGUGUGGAGACUCCAGGGGAACCAGGUACGCAUGGAAAACCAUAGAUAAAAUGCAGAUGCCUGGGGGGUUCCAGGGCAGCACCUCAGGAGGCAAAUGCAAGAGGAACCAGUAUGGGGAUAUGCAUAUAGGGACAGCACAGCUAAAGGCGGCAGUUGAGGCAUGGUUGAGGAAUAAUAGAACAGUAGCGCAACAACUUGCACACAUACGGCCACACACAGCUUGUAAUAGAACGUGGCAGAAAAACAUGCGAAUAGGGGAACCUGUGGAUGAAGAGGAUGCGAAGAAGGAACAGGUUACGCAAGGGUUACACAUAGAGGGCGCGUGGACAGACGUAGUAAAAACUGUUUUCAACACAAUUGCAAACGCAGGGGACACAUUCAAGCAGCACCUCAGGGAACGCAAGAGGAAGGCCAACGACAGCGGAGCAGUUAUGAAUGUACCGUCUACCGCAGAUGAUAACGACGACUCCGAAGACCACGAGGACGAAGAGGAACACAAAAAGACCAAGCCCUCAGGCGGCUCUAAGCAUACACCAGCAAAGUCAUCACCCGGCGACGGCAGCGUAGCCGACCAAGAACCGGCCAAACCCGCAGCUACUGAGCCGGCAACACAAACGGAACCGACAG